This is a messenger RNA of Entamoeba invadens IP1, 738 nucleotides long. RefSeq lists its product as hypothetical. Bases 1 to 738 code for a protein of 245 amino acids. The record is from RefSeq and is a predicted model, not a curated record. The transcript has a single exon. Lineage: Eukaryota; Evosea; Mastigamoebida; Endamoebidae.
AUGAGAGACUCUUUCAUUACAUUUAAGGGCGAGAAUCUCCUUAACACUAAUGUAAGUGCUAUUAUCGAUUGCACGAUGGUUCCUUGUAAUCGACAAAGCACUGAUUUCGCUUCUUCGAUGAUAUUUUACAGUGGAAAGUACAAAGCAUAUUGCAUUAAGGAGGAAGUAAUCGUGAAUGCAGAAAGCGGAACAGCAGCUUUUGUUUCUCAAGGAAAACCAAGAGCACAGCACGAUAUGAAACUUCUGAAAGAAACGGCUCAGGAAAUCAGUCAUAUGCUGGGAGGAAAGAAGAUGAUAGGUGACAAAGGGUACAAGGGAAUUGAUGCUUAUGUUCCCAAUUCGUUUAUCCCAACAACAAGUCCUCUCCGUGAAAAAUGUUGUCUUAUUAAAAGAUACUUCGGAAGGCUUAAAACCGUCUUUGCUUUUGCAAGAACAAAGUUUGUGAAAGAGUUUGAAAAUUUUGAUGCCAUGUUUGUUUUCUGCUGUUGUUUUUGCAAUGUUGAUAUCCAAAUUAACCCACUUAUUGUGGAAGAUGCAGCUAAUUACCAAAACAUUGUUGACAAUUUCAUGAACAGCAUAGAAGAAAGAAGAAAGCUGCAUCGAGAGAGUAACAGAAUUUAUCGAAGAAGACAACAAAUUCAAAUGAAUGCUCUUAUCAAUGAGCAACACAGAAAUGCCCGAGAAGAUCAAAGUGGAGAAGAUGAGACUGAAAUUGAAGCAGACUUUCGUGAUGAUUAA